Amphibalanus amphitrite is the source of this 920-nucleotide messenger RNA. RefSeq lists its product as uncharacterized. The coding region runs from base 1 to 747 and encodes 248 amino acids. The transcript has 4 exons. Lineage: Eukaryota; Metazoa; Arthropoda; Thecostraca; Balanomorpha; Balanidae. The record is from RefSeq and is a predicted model, not a curated record.
AUGGGCCACAUUUUACGGGUGGCAGGGGGUAAACGCUCCAGGCGGGAUGACAAGUGCACACGACUUCGGGAGCUGCACUACUCAACUGCGUCAGUUUUCCAGGCGGUGCUGGGAAUCGACCUCGACCUGGACGACCGGUCAGACCGCGAGAGCGAGGCCAUGGGCUACACGAGUCUGCGUCCGGUCUCUCCUGGCGGCAGUAGCAUCAGCAGUCUGCGGGUGUUUCGCCGCUCCAGCGGUCCGCAAAUAAUUCAGAUGGAGAUGUCGCCGCGUGUGCCUCGCUCUGUGCGCACGUGCCGCACCCUCGCUCCGACUCCGCCCACUGGCGACACCUACCGGCGACCGGGGAACAGCGGUGCUGCCACCUUUCGGCGACCCAGGGAGCCCAGCGGCUCCGCACUCCAACCCUCCAGCGGACGGGCGCCCGCCAGAGCUGGAAUUCUCCGGGUAGGCGACCAGAAUGGCGCCACGCCGCCUCGGCCGAAGGAGACCGGCAGUGUCGCGCUCCUGCCGCUUCCGGAACAGAACGCCAGUGGUGCCACCUCGCGGUGUCCGGAGAGGAACACUAGAGACCUCUGUGGACGGCCUGCGGAGGCUGAGGUAGUGGAAACGUCCGUCGCCACAACGCACUGUUCGGGGGUCAAUGGCGGGCGGGCGGGCGGUAUGGACACUGGUGGCGCUGCGGUGACAGUCAGUCCAACCGUCAUCGCCGCGGGCUACCUGGGUGACCUGGGCACGGCCUGCUGAGGCAGAUUCAAGGUCAGGUCACAGAGAGCCACGUGUUAUGUACAAAGACUACUGUGCGAAUAUGUGUUCCAUUGCGAAUCAAAUGAGCAGUGUCAUGAUUUAUGAAAAGCUAACGGUGAUGGGCACAUAUAGUCACAUAGUACGUUUUGCCAUGUUGAUAAAUUAUGUGGUUU